AUGAUUCAACAAUUGCUCGUUUUUUUCUUGGUGCAUUUAUGCGCCGCCAAACGAUUGCCGCAGAUUUACUGGAACUCGACGAAUCCACUCGUGGAGCGAUAUGCGGCAAUUGGCGACACUCUUGACAUUUUGUGCCCUUAUUCGGAAGAGGGACUUGACGCCGAGCAGUCGAUCAUUUACCGUGUUUCCGAAGAAGAGUAUGAACGAUGCGAGGUGCGCAGCGACGCCGUCGAGCUCGGCAGGUGUACAGCUCCUGAGCGACGCGAGAAGCUUAAGGUCGCCUUCCGAUUGAUCAGCCCUAAUCCGUCGGCGCUUGUCUACCGACCAGGAAUAACCUAUUUCUUUAUUUCAACAUCUACUGGAUCCAAAAAUGGUCUCAAUAAUCAAAUGGGAGGUCUCUGUGCAAGUCACAACCUCAAAAUGGUGAUUCACAUCACCGACAAAAAUGGCGACAUUUCGGGUCAUCAUCAUCGUCAUCAUCACAGAAAAGUUAGCACUACAACUACUACUGAGAGCCCUGCUCCCACUACCGAACAAAGAAGAGGGGAUGAGUAUGAGGCAGAAAAACUGUGGGAGCAGUUUUAUGAAAAGGUGAUGCCAGCCCGAAAUAUGUGGCCAGAGGCUUCUCGUGCCGAACGAGUGACAUUGUACGCUGGCGAUAAGAAGGAUGAAUACGAGCAGGCUCCUGCCGAUGUCAUGGACUUUGAGAUUCAUGAAAUUGGAGAUGUGGAGUCGUUGUACAGCUCAUCAGCGACGCUUCAGAAUUUGUCGAUCUUGACUUCUCUCAUCUUAUUGCUGUUAUAA
Molecule: messenger RNA, 804 nt
Organism: Caenorhabditis bovis
Lineage: Eukaryota; Metazoa; Nematoda; Chromadorea; Rhabditida; Rhabditidae
Source: the annotation of a GenBank genome assembly